CCGGGGAGCCGCCGGGGAGCCGCCGGAGAGCCGCCGGGGAGCCGCCGGGGCCCGACAUGGAUCUGUUCGGGGACCUGCGGCGCAUGAACAAGCGGCAGCUGUAUUACCAAGUCCUAAAUUUUGCUAUGAUAGUGUCUUCUGCCCUUAUGAUCUGGAAAGGGCUCAUCGUCGUCACGGGCAGUGAGAGCCCCAUUGUCGUGGUGCUCAGUGGCAGCAUGGAACCAGCUUUUCACAGGGGAGACCUGCUGUUCCUAACGAAUUUCCACGAUGACCCAAUCAGAGCUGGUGAAAUAGUUGUUUUUAAAGUUGAAGGCAGAGACAUUCCAAUAGUUCACAGAGUAAUCAAAGUACACGAAAAAGGAAAUGGGAACAUCAAAUUUCUGACUAAAGGUGAUAAUAAUGAAGUUGAUGAUAGAGGCUUGUACAAAGAAGGUCAGAACUGGUUAGAGAAGAAAGAUGUUGUUGGAAGAGCAAGAGGGUUUUUGCCCUAUGUUGGAAUGGUAACUAUAAUCAUGAAUGACUAUCCAAAAUUUAAGUAUGCUCUCCUGGCAGUGAUGGGAGCCUAUGUACUGCUGAAACGGGAGUCCUAAAAUCAGGCAGCUUUCCAAGGACAAAGCUGAAUGUACAGGGGGAAAAAAAAACUAAUAUAUAUUUCAGAUGGUUUCGUUUCUGUAAACAGUUACAAAGCUGUGCAAGCUUUUGUCUUGUCUAAAUAAACUAGGACUAAUGAGUGAAGCUGUUGGCUGUUGGUUAAUGAUGAAAUGGCAUAUUUCCUGCCUUCAACAGACACUGCUCUCAGUCAGCCUGGCCCUGGGCUGGAAGACACUGUCAUGUCCUAAAGCAGCCACGGGCUCUCCCUGGUGUGCCCGGUCAUUUUCUCUUGAAUGGUCCUGCAUCUGAACCCACUUUCUCCAUCCUUUUUGUUUGGGGCUUUUUCCUUGAUUAUUUUUAAUCUGUCAGUGCCCUCUUUUCUCCACCCCCCACACUGGAUUUAUCAGUGCCUGUGAGGACGUGGCAUCUGGGUGGGAACAGGUGGUGAGUGGCAGGGGUUUGGUCAGUCUGAGGAAGGUUGGCUAGAUGUGGUGACAAAAACUGCCAAGGAAGGGGCUUUCUCUCCCAUUGGGAACUGAGCAACGGGGACUUGGAGCUCUUCCCCUGCAUUUCAAACCUUCUUCAUGGAGUAGGGACAGAGACCCUGAUGGCCUGAUUUCUAGAGGCCUCUUAUUUAGGGACUGCUAAGUUUCUAGAAUUCAGGCUGUUGACCAUUAUGCCUUUUGUGUUCCUAGGUGUUAAACAAACCCAACCAAAAGGUUUUAUGGGGCUUUAAUAGCACUUGUAAAGUACUGAAUGAAUAGCACAGUAGUACACUCCAGGGGUAUUGGCAGGAAGGGUAAACCAUAACUCCUGUGCCAGUUUGGAGAACACGUUAUUCUCUCCUAUCAUGUAACACCUGAGUAGUGUUAAAUAAAUAAAAUUAAAAUAAAAUUGAUUUUUCAUUUAAAAAUCUA
Molecule: messenger RNA, 1508 nt
Organism: Pipra filicauda (Wire-tailed manakin)
Lineage: Eukaryota; Metazoa; Chordata; Aves; Passeriformes; Pipridae
Gene: SEC11C
Product: SEC11 homolog C, signal peptidase complex subunit
Exons: 6
Coding region: 57-590 (177 amino acids)
Cellular component (GO): signal peptidase complex; membrane
Molecular function (GO): serine-type endopeptidase activity
Source: RefSeq, a predicted model, not a curated record